Messenger RNA from Phytophthora nicotianae INRA-310, 1005 nucleotides. RefSeq lists its product as hypothetical. Bases 1 to 1005 code for a protein of 334 amino acids. The record is from RefSeq and is a predicted model, not a curated record. Lineage: Eukaryota; Oomycota; Peronosporomycetes; Peronosporales; Peronosporaceae. The transcript is spliced from 2 exons.
AUGCAAAAACCGAAGCCUUCAGGAAACCAAGGAGACGAGGUUCCUGAGAGGCUGAAGCCGGUGCUCGAUAUUCAGUUCGCAAUCGAGGCGAAAGGAGGAGCCGUGACUUUUCACGAUGGAGCUGACAACGGAGAAGACGACGCUCAGCUUCGUCAUGAUGUAGUUCAAGCAAUCAGUGAUCGAGGCCCCCGAGACUUGGAUUAUUCACCAGAACCUGCACAAGACAGCGACGGUGGUGGCCAGGGGGAGCUCUCCAAGUCAGCGAACGGCAUGCUGGAGGAUGCGGAGGGCGCAGAUCAGCCCAAUCAGGCUGGUACACUAGGCUCUGCGAUUACUAGUCAGGGUGUCUUCGAUGUCACCCUUGCCGAUGAUGUCUGGUCGGCUGACGACAACGAAGAAGAGGAACAAGUGGCUCGUGUGGACACUGGUAACACUCCCACAACACCUUUUCAUAGUACUACGCGCUCUCGUACUUCGAUUAGCGGGAGUUCUGCCACGCCCAGAUUGGUCGGUUGUCCCCAAACGCCAUCUUCGAGCGUCGGCCCGCAACGAUUAGGUCUAGAGGGGCCUGUCUUAACGAGAAACCCACAACGCUUUCAGCAAGACGUUGAAGAGGAGGCUCGCACCAGCAAAAAUGUGGCAGGUAAUUGUCUUGGAUGGCAGAAUCUUUGGAUCCUGUGGGACAACCUUGGCGACCUCGAUCGACCGACCUCUGGUUCGAAAGCCAAACGCACAAGCUCUGACGGUGCGUCAAAUGGAGGGACGUAUACGGCGACUAGGCGAGCAAGGGCGAGGAAAAGAAUGGAUAACAUGGAAAAGGAGGCUACAGAGAACAAGCGGCCGUUCAUAAUGUUCUUGUGGGUCUUCUUAUUUUCCUACGUGAAGAAACAAAUUGACGCUCCGAAGAAGAAGAUAGACGCCGCCGUGAGGACCGGGAUGAACGUCUCGUCUGUGAUAGAGUUGAACGCGAGGAAAGAGACCGCGUGCGACGUGAAGAACUGGUAG